AUGUUGCCAUCGAAUAAAAGCUUAGAAGAGUAUUAAGAAGAGAGAAUGAAAUUCACAAACUCUUGGACUUUCAUGAUGACCGCUCUAGGCUUUGCUGCAGGCUUCGGAAGUGUUUGGAGAUUUCCUUAUUUGGUUUUUAAAAAUGGAGGAGGAACAUUCCUUAUUCCUUACUUUCUUCUUGUUUUCACACUUGCAAUUCCAUUAUUCUUCCUUGAAGUUGGACUUGGAUAAACAAAAGGAAUGGGAUUUGCGCAUCUUAUUGCCUCAGAGAAACCAAAAUUAGCAGGUUUUGGAUUCAUAGGCAUCAUAAUAGCCUCAUAUGUUUCUACAUAUUAUAAUUUAAUCAUGGCUUAUUCCUUUCGAUUUUUAUGGGAUUCCUUCAAAUAUCCCUUGCCUUGGUUAGAAAGCGUAAUAAAUGAAGAAUAACCUUUUUCUAAGUCAUACUUUUAUGGUGAAAUUCUUCAAAUAUCAGAUUCAAUCACAAACAUAAAUGAAAUAGUAUGGAGUUUACUUAUUGCGUAUAUGGUUUCAUUAACAAUUGUCUAUUUAAUUAUUAAGGAAGGAGUAGGAACCUCAGGAAAAAUUGCAAUAGUGACAGCCACUUCCCCUUAUAUUUUAUUAAUGAUUCUACUCAUAAGGGGCUUAAUGCUUGAAGGUUCAAGUGAAGGAAUUUAUUAUUUAUUUAAACCAGACUUUGUUAAAUUAUUUAAUCCCUCUGUUUGGGUAGAUGCUGCUAAUUAGGUCAUUUUUCAAAUGAAUGUCGGUUUGGCUAUUCUAUGCUUAUAUGGCAGCUAUAGAAAGAAGGAUGAUAAUCUACCUAAUUUCUCUUAUGCUAUUCCCAUUAUUACAUCUUUAUGUGGUAUGCUUGCAGGAUUAGUUGUGUUUAGUUACAUUGGACAUGUUAGUGUUAGAUUCAACAUUCCUAUAGAUGAAUUGCCAUUAUCUGGCCCAGAUUUGGCAUUUGUUCUAUAUCCAGCCAUUUUAGCAUAGAUGCCGAUGCCAAAUUUAUGGUGCAUUUUAUUCUUUUGUGUACUUGUUUUAUUGGGAGUUGAUACAUAAUUUGGAUUUGUGGAUCUGAUUGCUGGAACAAUAGAGGAUGCUUGUUUAGGAGAAGUGUUUUUGUUUGGAUAUAAACUGACAGUUCAAUAAGUUCGAUUGGGAAUCUGCAUUGCAUUAGGAAUUUUAGGAUCAAUCUAUUGUACUGACAUUGGAUUUUAUCUACUUGAAUUUGUAGAUUUAUAUGGAACUACUAUUUCUUUUAUGGGAGGAUUGCUAUUUGAAGUUUAUUAUUUUGGAAAUCCUAAAAGAUUUAGCAAAUUUAAAAAGGAUUUAGAAUAAUGUAAUAUUUAGAUUCCAGCAUUUAUUGAAUUUUCUAUUGUUAAACUCUGUCAUUUUACAGUGGUCAUUCUAUUGAUAAUAUCAGUGAUUCAAUAGAUUAGAGGGUCCUUGAAUUACGAUGGAUUUUUUAUAGUUUUUGGGUGGUUCAUAUCUCUUUUACCUUUUCUGUGGGCACUAAUUAUAUAUAUAUAGUAAAUGUUUUGUCUAUUUUUUUAGGAAAAGAAAUGA
Molecule: messenger RNA, 1566 nt
Organism: Paramecium tetraurelia
Lineage: Eukaryota; Ciliophora; Oligohymenophorea; Peniculida; Parameciidae
Exons: 6
Biological process (GO): sodium ion transmembrane transport
Cellular component (GO): membrane
Source: RefSeq, a predicted model, not a curated record